Molecule: messenger RNA, 396 nt
Organism: Fusarium keratoplasticum
Lineage: Eukaryota; Fungi; Ascomycota; Sordariomycetes; Hypocreales; Nectriaceae
Exons: 2
Coding region: 1-396 (131 amino acids)
Source: RefSeq, a predicted model, not a curated record
AUGAUCGCCUCUCACGGACGUGGUGGUGCCGGCAACAUGGCCGACACUGCUCACACUCCCAAGACGAACCCCGCCGAUCUCCAGACUCCUGUCCUCAGGGGCUCUGUUGUCACCACUGGCCGUGGCGGUACUGGCAACAUGGCCAAGAACGACGACCCCCGCGAGACUCGCAAGCGCCAGGACGUUGAGGCUGUCCCCCGACGCCCUUCUGCUGGUGCUCAGCACUCUGGCCGUGGCGGUGCUGGCAACGUCUUCAAGGACACUGACGAGGAGCUGACUCGCCGACCAAGCAACGAGGAGGCCAUCGCCGAGGAGGACGAGCCCGCCAAGCCUGCUCCCGCCACCGAGUCCCUCGCCCAAAAGGGCAAGAACUGGCUCUUUGGCAAGAAGGCUUAG